Medicago truncatula (barrel medic) is the source of this 452-nucleotide messenger RNA. RefSeq lists its product as uncharacterized. Gene Ontology annotation, cellular component: mitochondrion. Bases 73 to 306 code for a protein of 77 amino acids. The record is from RefSeq and is a predicted model, not a curated record. The transcript is spliced from 2 exons. Gene Ontology annotation, biological process: mitochondrial respiratory chain complex IV assembly. NCBI's taxonomy places the organism in Eukaryota, Viridiplantae, Streptophyta, Magnoliopsida, Fabales, Fabaceae.
UAGUCAGUCGGUGCUAGUGAUUUGAUCUGAGUUGUUGGCUGAGUUCAUCUUGUUUCUUCAAGGAAAGGAAAGAUGUCGUCACUGGGAACAUCGAAAGGGAUUCUUGAAAUUGCAAAGUUUGGUGUAUACGUAACUGUACCAAUCGUUCUUAUGUACGUUUAUGCUAGCAAUACCGAUAACUCCCUCCACAAAUUCAUCGGAAAAAAGUCAUACAUUGAAUAUCCCAAGGAUACAAAUACGCCACCUCCACCAGAGGAACUUAGGGAAAUGGCAAGGGAGCUAGCUCGCAAAAGGAACAAUCAUUAAUGCUCCUUGUGAGUUGGUUGUGCUUUAGUGGUUAUGUACUAGUAUCGCUCAUUAUGCAGUUAAAUAUGCUGUUGUUUUGUAUAAUGAUGAAUGAAUUCUAAACCACUCUAAAUAAAAGGUUUAUUUGUUCUUCACUGUUUGCGAAA